UGUACAAAUCGUCACCGCGGGCAGCCACUUCAUCACACCGCGAUAUACCUCACACUCCUCUCUGGAAAUCUCGUCUACUCCGUCAGUCUGCCAUAUUAGCUUCCACCGAGCCGGGCCGAACGGACACGGAGGCACGAACACAAUAAGAAGCACCACCCCGCGAUACUUGGACUGCCUGCUGAAGGACGAUCACCGGUCUCACAAUAACCACAGGGAGGAGGAAGCGAGAUGGCAGUCAACAGACUGCGCAGUGCGCUGGGAACAGCAAGGAAGGGAGAGACAUACGAGCUGCGGGCGGGUCUAGUCUCGCAAUAUGCAUGGGAGCGAAAGGAGUCAAUACAAAAGACCAUCAUGUCCAUGACAUUGGGAAAAGACGUGUCUGCAUUGUUUCCUGAUGUGCUGAAGAACAUCGCCACCCCCGAUCUGGACCAGAAAAAGCUGGUGUACCUUUACCUCAUGAACUACGCAAAAUCACACCCUGAUCUGUGUAUCCUGGCGGUCAACACCUUUGUUCAGGAUUCAGAAGACCCAAAUCCUCUCGUCCGAGCCCUCGCGAUCCGAACCAUGGGAUGUAUAAGAGUAGAAAAGAUGGUGGACUACAUGGAGGAGCCGCUGCGGAAGACACUCAAGGACGAAUCGCCAUAUGUACGCAAGACAGCAGCACUGUGUGUGGCAAAGCUAUUCGACCUGAACCCAAGCCUGUGCAUAGAAAAUGGAUUUCUGGAGACACUACAAGAGAUGAUUGGGGACAGCAACCCUAUGGUCGUUGCGAACUCGGUAACUGCUCUCGCCGAGAUUACAGAGACAGCACCGGAGACAAGAGCAUUGGUUGUGACAAGUCAAAUGUUGAAGAAGAUGAUGCUAGCCUUGAAUGAGUGCACAGAAUGGGGAAGAAUCACAAUCUUGUCGACACUUGCAGACUACAAGGCGGUGGACAGCAAGGAAGCGGAGCACAUCUGUGAGCGAGUCAGCCCACAAUUCCAGCAUGUCAACCCCUCGGUGGUUCUGGCAGCUGUGAAGGUCGUGUUCCUUCAUUUGCAGCACAUCGAGAACCCGGCACUGCACGCCACAUAUCUCAAGAAGAUGUCACCUCCGCUGGUCACCCUCGUCUCAAGCCAGCCGGAAGUGCAGUAUGUGGCUUUGCGGAACAUAGACUUACUGCUGCAAAAGCAGCCUGGAAUUCUGGACAAGGAGAUGCGCGUCUUCUUCUGCAAAUACAAUGAUCCGCCAUAUCUCAAGCUCACGAAACUUGAAAUCAUGGUCCGAAUAGCGAACUCCCAGAAUGUCGACCAGCUGCUGGCAGAACUGAAGGAGUACGCCAUGGAGGUCGACAUGGAUUUUGUGCGAAAAGCUGUCCGUGCGAUUGGACAAGUUGCGAUCAAGAUUGAGGAGUGCGCUGAGAAGGCGGUGAACGUUCUGCUCGAACUUAUCAAUUCGAAGGUUGGGUAUGUUGUGCAGGAGGUCGUCGUGGUGAUCAAGGACAUCUUCAGGAAGUAUCCUGGGUACGAAGGGAUCAUCCCAACGCUGUGCCAAUGCAUCGACGACCUGGAUGAGCCGAACGCCCGAGGUAGCUUGAUCUGGAUCGUAGGAGAAUAUGCAGAGAAGAUUUCGAACGCUGGAGACAUCCUGUCAGGAUUUGUCGAGGGAUUCAACGAGGAGUUCACACAGACCCAACUACAGAUCCUCACAGCAGUGGUCAAGCUCUUCUUGAAGAAGCCUGACGAGUCGCAAGGCCUUGUGCAGAAGGUCCUCCAGGCUGCCACUGCAGAAAGCGACAACCCAGAUAUUCGGGACCGCGCAUACGUGUACUGGCGACUGCUCUCCUCCGAUCCACAAAUCGCGAAGAACAUUGUUUUAUCCGAACGACCUCAAAUUACCUCUACCAUUCCUGUUCUGCCGGCACCACUUCUCGAGAAACUCCUUCCGAACCUCUCGACCCUUUCCUCCGUCUACCACAAACCUCCUUCAGCGUUCCUUGGCCAAGGUCGGAGCUCCGCACUACAAGAAGCCGCCAUCGAAGAGGCCAAGCAGAACGCACGAGAGAAUCCUAUCGCGGCCGCGGCAGUAUCAGCUGCAGUCGCCGGGACCGCCGCGCCAGCAGCACCGAGUAACGCUGAGAACUUGCUGGACAUCGAUUUCGACGGUGCAGCGCCAGCUUCCAUGCAGAAUGCGCCGGGAAUGGGUGCGUCCGGCUUGGAAGGUCUGUCAGGCACGCCACAAAGGGUUGCCAGUCCUGCCAUGGGAUCGGGAGGCGGAUUUGCAGAUCUCAUGGGUCUGGCAGAUGCCCCUCCUGUGACUGCAAACGGUGGCGGAGGGAGCCAGGAUCUGAUGAAUGGAUUCGCUGGAAUGGGCAUGGAUGAUCAGCCGCCACCACCGCAGGCGCAAAUAAAUGGAGGCGGGGGAGCCAAGAAGACGAACGCAGACCUGCUGGACUUGUUUUGA
Molecule: messenger RNA, 2442 nt
Organism: Zymoseptoria tritici IPO323
Lineage: Eukaryota; Fungi; Ascomycota; Dothideomycetes; Mycosphaerellales; Mycosphaerellaceae
Exons: 2
Coding region: 229-2442 (737 amino acids)
Biological process (GO): intracellular protein transport; vesicle-mediated transport
Cellular component (GO): membrane coat
Molecular function (GO): clathrin binding
Source: RefSeq, a predicted model, not a curated record